AUGCCAGAAGAAAGGGAUGUAAUAUCUCCAAGCGAUGAGGAGCUGUUGAAAGAAUUGAAGACGGGACAAACUUUUUAUUUAAAGUAUCUUGGAUCAAUGCAAAUUUUCGAAUCGUUAACGAAGAAAAAACCUGAGGAAAGAGAUAACUGGACAAGGCAUUGCAUGUACCGUAUUUGCCAUCAGCUAGGUAUAUGUAAAAAGGAUUCAAGGUGUGAUGAACGGCUUCUUGACAAACUAGGCGAAGUGAAGAUUGAAGACAAAGAUGUUGAACUGAAUGUGGCGUUGCAUGCUUUCAUAAUUCUGGAUAAAGAUGGUAUACGUAUUUUGGAACGACAUCCUAUCCAUGUUAUUUCAUAUGCUUCAUCCGGCACGGAGGAAUGUACCAAAGGAGUGUUUUGCUUUGUAUCACACGUUCGAGAAUUUGGAAGGCGAUGCCUAGUUUUUAUGGAACCUGAUAAGAAUGUCGAUUUUAUUAUGGAAACUAUUCUUCAGAUAUUUCGCCUAAAUAAUAAAGAUCAUCAGAUUUAUGUUAAUGUGUGUAAUUUGCCAGCUGCCUUGGGUCUUGACAGGCAACCUUGGUAUCAUGGUGAAAUGGAACGAGCUACUGCCGAAUCUAUGCUGCAACACGAAGGUGAUUUCUUGGUUCGUAUUAGUCCGAACACUGCCAAUAAUUUCGUGCUUUCCGGUAUUGCCAGUUCAGUCCCGAAGCAUUUCUUGUUGCUGGACGAAAAUGAUCAAAAGGUUCGCAAGCAACAACAAGUAUUCGAAACAAUUGUUGAACUGAUUGAGUACCAUCGAGGGGAGAAUGUGCCAAUUAUCUCGGAAGGUAGUGAAUUGCAUUUGAUUCAUCCCAUUGUAAGUAUUCCUCCAAUUGCUUCCGUUCUUACUGAUCCCGAAUUUUGUGCAUUCACUACGUGUUCUUAA
Acanthocheilonema viteae is the source of this 924-nucleotide messenger RNA. NCBI's taxonomy places the organism in Eukaryota, Metazoa, Nematoda, Chromadorea, Rhabditida, Onchocercidae. The record is from the annotation of a GenBank genome assembly.